Molecule: messenger RNA, 5070 nt
Organism: Dendroctonus ponderosae (mountain pine beetle)
Lineage: Eukaryota; Metazoa; Arthropoda; Insecta; Coleoptera; Curculionidae
Gene: Hcf
Product: host cell factor 1
Exons: 12
Coding region: 264-4139 (1291 amino acids)
Biological process (GO): regulation of DNA-templated transcription; chromatin remodeling
Cellular component (GO): histone methyltransferase complex
Molecular function (GO): protein binding; transcription coactivator activity
Source: RefSeq, a predicted model, not a curated record
UAGUAAGUUCGAAAUCGAUGUUGCCGACAGUCGACAGAACUAAAUCAUUUUUGUAACGUUUUGCCGCUUAUGUCGGAAAAAAUAAUUAUAUCAAAACUCUGCAGUUCGCUACAACCACUAUUCCAAUGUUUCUCAAUGAAGAACAGUGCGUACAUUCACUAAAUUGACUAUGGGCCUCUGUUGUUAUGUGUAAGAUCGAAAAUUGUUGAAGUGGAUUCCUGUUGGUUUCAUAUAUGUCCGAAAGGAGUGCAAUGUGAUACGUAAUGGCGGGUAAGGCGUUACAGUGGAAAUUGGUGGCUAAUCCAAAUGGGCCGCAGCCCAGGCCGCGCCAUGGACAUAGAGCUGUCGCAAUUAAAGAUUUGAUGGUAGUUUUUGGUGGCGGAAAUGAAGGGAUCGUCGAUGAACUGCAUGUUUACAAUACAGCAACAAAUCAGUGGUUCGUUCCAGUCACCAAAGGGGACGUGCCACCAGGAUGUGCUGCUUAUGGUUUCGUUGUUGAAGGCACCAGGUUAUUGGUGUUCGGUGGAAUGGUAGAAUAUGGCAAAUAUAGUAAUGAAUUGUACGAACUACAGGCUUCCAAAUGGGAAUGGAAAAAAGUUUGUCCGAAAAAUCCUAAAGCUGGCCUCGCCCCAUGUCCGAGGUUAGGACAUAGUUUCACCAUUGUAAAUAGCAAAGUUUACUUGUUUGGAGGACUAGCAAAUGAUAGCGAAGAUCCGAAAAAUAAUGUACCAAGAUAUUUAAACGAUCUAUACACGUUAGACAUUAGAAGUAAUCCCAUGCAAUGGAAUAUUCCACUGACAAAUGGGCCGUCACCGCCUCCAAGAGAAUCUCAUACAGGAGUAGCAUAUGUGGAUAAAAAGCGUUUUAAGUCCUUUUUAGUUAUCUACGGUGGAAUGAGUGGGUGCCGCCUUGGGGACUUGUGGUUUUUAGACACGGAAAACAUGAACUGGAGCAAGCCGACUGUUUCUGGAGUUACUCCUUUACCAAGAUCUCUGCAUACAUCAACACUGAUCGGUCAUCGGAUGUUUGUUUUUGGAGGUUGGGUGCCCGUGGUGCCCGAAGAAGGAAAGGUGGCCAUUAAUGAAAAAGAGUGGAAGUGUACGAGCACAAUGGCAUGCCUUAAUUUAGAGACAAUGAACUGGGAGGACAUCGAUAUUUUCAGUGAAGAUGAAACCAAUGUGCCCUGUGCCAGAGCUGGACAUUGUGCGGUUGGUAUCAGUACACGGUUGUAUAUUUGGUCGGGUCGAGACGGUUAUCGGAAAGCUUGGAAAAAUCAAGUAUGUUGUAAAGAUUUGUGGUUUUUGGAAGUGGAUAGACCUCCGGCUCCAAGUCGCGUGUCCCUGGUGAAAGCAGGCACCCAUUCUCUGGAAGUUAAUUGGACAGGAUCUCCGUCAGUUCAGUCGUACGUUUUACAAAUACAAAAAUACGAUUUGCCACCAGCGAUGCUGCAAACGCCAAAGCCUGCGGCCUCCCAUCCCAGCCAGGCUCAGCUAAUGAAUUCGCCCAAAGCUGCACAAUCCGUGCCUGGCAGUCCACCUGUAAUGUCGAUUCAGCAGGCUAAAACUUCCGUAACACCUGUUGGGAGCCCUGCAAAGGUUCAAAUCAAGCCUCGUCAUCCAGUUAAGUCAACCAUUAUCACAAGCCAACAUGGGUCCCAUUUGCAGUCCAUUCCAGCUACUGUUAAUGCUGGUGUGCCAAUAACAAUUUCUGGUGAUAACGUGAAAAUCGUGCAGCAGAACCAGUCAAGUACAGGGCAAAUGUCGGGUAUUCAAGCCCUGGCUGCUGCUGCUGCUGCAACGCAGAAAAUAACUGUUGCUCAGGCACCUACUCAGAUCAAACUGGCAAAUCCAGUUCGGAUGCAAGGUGCUCAAGGGACUACAUUAAUUAAAACUGCUUCACCGCAGCAGGGUAAUAAACAAGUCCUAGUGAAGCAAGGUACAAAUAUUAUCCAAAAGCCUGGAGGCGUUCAACAGCAGGUGGUUACACUUGUUAAAACAAGCACAGGAAUGACGCUGGCUACUCUACCGAAAGGUGGAAAUAUUGUUCAGACGACGAAAUCGGUAGGACAAGUACUUUCGCCACAGGCAAAAAAUAUAGUUAAACUUGUCCCGGGCAAUGCCAGUAAUAAGAUGCUGACGACCCUGAAGACAAUUCCUUCGAAUAUGAUACAGAUGAAUAAGACUACCGGAAAGUUAAUGUUAUCGAAAGGAGGCGGCGGGCAGAUCCCAACCCUUGGCAAUCAACAAGUACUAAUGGUCAGUUCGACUGGAGGACUCAAAAAUAUUCAGACAAUAACAAAUGCACAGGCAGUAAAUAUGUCACUGGUGAAAACCAACACCGUUAAUGCGAACCCAGUUGUCGCUGCAUCAGCUCUACAAAACCUCCAAGGAGUGAAAAUGUCCAAACCCAUUACUAUAUCCAUGCCCAUGCAAGUUGUUGGAUCGCCAAAAACUCUCACGUUGGGGAAAAAUACAAAACAGCUGAUGAUUGGUGGAAAGCAAUUAACUGUACAGAUGGCUUCAGGCACCAAUAAAUUGACUGUUGUCCAGCCUUCCCAACUAAGCGGAGUGGGAAAAAUCAUGCGUUUGCCAUCCACUCCAUCCGUCUCCAACAACACCGAACAACCGAAAUUUAUGGUGGUACAGAGACCCAAACAAGCUACAACACAACCAUCUGCUAGUUUAGCAUCCUCUUCAUUUGAGGGACCAGCAACGACCGAUGCAGCUCUGGCCGCAUUGGCAGCCGAGGCCGGUUUAAUUGUUCCUGAAUCGGACAAACAAUCAGAUAGCAAAGAAUCCGAAUUUGGAAGUGGGGAUUCUAUGAUGCCCGAGGAUGCUUCCACUGCCUCCGUAAUAGGGCUAUCAGAUAACGCAGAUAUGCCAGAAGCGUCUGUGAGUGGUUUGCUGGGUGGAAAUCGCUAUGCAAAACUUUCUCUGAAAGGAGGAUCUGUUCUUCCACCGAAAGGAUAUGUUUAUAGCAAAUUGGGACUAAAGGGCGGUAGUAAAGAUGAAGAUAGUGUCAAAUCACCCACUACUACGGCUGAGGCUGAUUCAACGCAAAGUCUAAAUGGAUUGAUUAAGCCGAAAGAAGAGAUAAGCGAUGAUAUGGAUAUUGAUGAAAUAGAUAUUUGCCCUAAUCCCGUCAAGGAUGAACCUAUGAACGAUGAUUCUGAUAAUAAAGAUCACGUACUCGGAGACAUAUUUCCAUUGUCAAUCAACGAAAAUUCUCUCGAUCUGAAUAUUAAAAGCGAUGAACCGGACAGCGGAUUUAAUUCGACCUCCUUUAACUCUAACCAGCUCCAUGGGCUUGCUCAUGCCGAUAUGGAUGAAGCCGGUGAGGACGAGGAAGAAGAGGACGAACAAGAUGACGAUGAUAUGACUGACAGCAACGAAGAUCCUCUAACCGCAUUAGCAUCAGUCGCUCUGGAUGCGUCUAAGGAGUCCAAAGAUGAGAAGACUGACUUCCCUGCUAUCCCCCAAGAGCCAGUAAAAGGAACCUGGUACACAGUAGGAUUCAUUAAAGGCACUAAUUACGACGUGCAAAAUUACUUUUUAUUAUCUGAUACCGACAAACUAACAGUUGAUGACCUUCCCGAAUUAUCAAAUUUUCCCAGAAUCAACUUGGAGCCUGGAACUGCUUAUAAGUAUCGGGUAGCCGGAAUCAAUACGGUUGGGAGAGGCGAAUGGAGUGAGGUUUCAGCGUUUAAAACAUGUGUUCCCGGAUUUCCAGGAGCCCCAUCUGCAAUUAAAAUUGCAAAAGCAAAUGACGGUGCCCACCUAUCUUGGGAACCACCUGGGUGCAAUCCUCAUGAAAUACUAGAAUAUUCAGUAUAUUUGGCUGUUAAGGGAAAGGAAAAGACUGCUGGCAAUGCGCCGCCCCAACUGGCUUUUGUUCGAGUAUACUGCGGACCGAGUAGUCAGUGCGUCGUGGGAAACGUUUCAUUGCAAGCAGCCCAUAUAGACACAUCUACAAAAGCUGCUAUUAUAUUUCGAAUAGCAGCUAAAAAUGACAAGGGUUACGGACCUGCAACCCAAGUUAGGUGGCUUCAAGACACCGGAGUUCAAAGCAAGGGGUCUAAACGAUUACCGGAACCUACUCAAACUGGUACGAAAAAAAUGAAGUUGCAGGACGAGAUAUGAUUUGAGCUAUAAGGAACAUGUGUAUAUUUAGAAUAUUUUAUAUAUUUUUACCAUACUUGCAUAAUUUUUAUGCUACAUAAAAUGCGGUAGUAUAAACAUUAUCAAUUUAAGUGAAGAAUUGAAUAAAUUGGCCAAGAGUGUGGGGCUGUAACUUUACUUUUAACUGUGAGUGGUAAAUAAUGUUAGGCGCCAUUGUUUUUUACUUCGUUUCUAGCUUUAUGGGGACGGGUAAAUACCGGUUUUUAUUUGGCACAUUUUGAUUAUUAUCUAUUUUUGUAAUUAGAAUUUCGAUUUGAAGGUAGUUUUUCUUUUGAGGCAAAUGAGAGCUUGUUAAGAAACAUACUAAGGGUGCCCAUUUAGAACCGCAAAUACAUACAAAUUUUGUACCAGUAAAAAAAGUUUAAAUUUCAAGUAUCUAUAUCGAUUGCAGUUAUACAAGAUUGCCGAUUGAAAAUGUUCGAUCAGAUUUGUUUCCAUCCAUUCACUGUUAACUCUGUCGGUGUCUAACAUUUUUGUAUAAAACUAAAAAAUUUUGAUGGGCAUUUUUCAAGCCAUCCUGUAUACAAAUUUGAAGAUGUUUACAAUUGACGUCUGGAAAGUCAACCGUGUUGUUAUAAGUCGAAAUUUUGUUGAAGAAAUUAAAAUAGCUAAUAACAUUUCAAUUUUCUUUCGCAUGUCUCGUUCAAUAAAGUAAUGAAAAGAUUUCCGUUAGUUAGUUGAUUGUGCAUAUUAGUUUAUUGUAAAUAAGCAUUUUGAAUACUUUGUUUUUGACAUAUUCACAAUUCCUGAUUACUUUUAAGCGGUUUCUGCUAGUUAUUAUUUUAGUAAGUUCAUCUUUCUGUCAGCAAGUAUUGCAUUUUCAUAACAUUUUAUUUAUAUUUUGGUUCACCAUAAUAUAUUUGUCCAUUUUUAAAAUAAAUGAUUUACGAAG